AUGGAAAUGGUGAAAGUGUUAGAAAUGGAGAGUGGAACAAGUACUCCAAGAAAAUUUAAUAGUGAUACAACAAAUAAUGGUAGUGAAACCAAUACAACUACUUCCAUUUGCCAUCUCUAUGAUACUGUACACAUAUGUUCUUAUUGUCAUGCCAAACUCUUUUCUACUGAAACACAAGGAAUGUAUUAUCGAUCAGAAAAAAUCAGGGCUUAUAAUUGUGGUUUUGCUUUCACUUCUAUUGGUAUUAAGUUAGAUAAGGACCUUGCAAAUGGCAGGGAUGGUGUCUAUAUAUUUCAAAUACAGAGUGGAAUUUAUCUUUCCAUAAGAUCACUCACACCAACUGAUAGAAUAUCAAAGUUUCUUCAAUUAUAUAUAUAUGAUAUGGAAUUUGCACAAUUAACAGACUUCAAUAAUAUAGCAGAUCUUUAUCUUCAUAUCAAAGCUGAUCAUAGUUUGGAUCAAUGUAUGUACAAUAUGCCAACAUCUUCGCAAGUUGCUACUAGAGUAUCUGAGCUAAGCGGCACAUAUGAUCCAAUGCUGUGA
This is a messenger RNA of Diversispora eburnea, 543 nucleotides long. NCBI's taxonomy places the organism in Eukaryota, Fungi, Glomeromycota, Glomeromycetes, Diversisporales, Diversisporaceae. The record is from the annotation of a GenBank genome assembly.